This is a messenger RNA of Perognathus longimembris pacificus (Pacific pocket mouse), 5417 nucleotides long. It is a transcript of the gene Plekhg1, whose product is annotated as pleckstrin homology and RhoGEF domain containing G1. Gene Ontology annotation, molecular function: guanyl-nucleotide exchange factor activity. Lineage: Eukaryota; Metazoa; Chordata; Mammalia; Rodentia; Heteromyidae. The coding region runs from base 306 to 4577 and encodes 1423 amino acids. The record is from RefSeq and is a predicted model, not a curated record. The transcript is spliced from 16 exons.
UCGUAGGUAGGGUGUUGCUCAGCGAAGUGUGCAUUUUCAAGCUACCCACAGUGGUGUCUAUUGUCCUGUUUCUCAAUUGAAUGAUGUCAUGUUUCAUUUAAGGCUCUGGGUGAUGCUGAAGUCUGUGGUCUGCACACUGCGGGGGGGGGGGGGGGAAGGCAGCAGGGAGAAAGUUGCAAAUCAGGUUUUUGUGAAGCCUUUGUGAGCUAGAAGCUGACUCAUGCAAUAUUUCUAAGGAAGCGCUGUGUAGACUAGUCAGGCUGCCGGCUUACCUGGGAGCGCCCAGUGCGGUCAGCUGAGAGCAGAUGAUGACCCACACACAGCCUUGGUGCCGUGCAGAUGGGCACCGGUUGCAUCCGGAAGUACUGUCAGCUGUAAGUGAAGCUCCUGCUCCCACAACCACGGCCGAAAGCUCCCCAGCGCCCAAGACCAUGGAGCUCUCCGACAGCGAUCGCCCUGUCAGCUUCGGCUCCACGUCGUCCUCAGCCUCUUCCCGGGACAGCCAUGGCUCCUUUGGCAGCCGAAUGACCUUGGUUUCAAAUAGCCACUUGGGCUUGUUUCCCCAGGAUAAGGAAGCAGGGGCCAUCAAACUGGAGCUGAUUCCGGCCCGGCCGUUUUCCAGCAACGAGCUGCAGAGGGACAACCCCAGUGGAUCCCAGAACAUGAAUGGGGACAGUGAGAGGCAGCCCAAGACCCUGUGGAAAGGGGACACCACCGGGACCCCCAAAGCAACCACGGACUUGGCCACCAGCCCUAAGCUCCUCUAUGCAGAUAGAGUUGUGCGGGAAAUUCUGGACACCGAAAGGACUUAUGUGCAAGACUUAAAAAGCAUUGUGGAGGAUUACCUUGCCUGUAUCAGGGACCAAACAAAGCUCCCCCUGGCACCUGAGGACCGAGCUGCCCUUUUCGGGAACAUACAGGAUAUCUACCACUUCAAUAGUGAACUUCUGCAGGACUUGGAAAACUGUGAAAAUGAUCCUGUGGCCAUAGCAGAAUGCUUUGUGUCCAAGAGUGAAGAGUUCCACAUUUAUACCCAGUAUUGCACCAACUACCCAAGGUCAGUGGCUGUGCUAACUGAAUGCAUGAGGGACAAGGUUCUGGCCAAAUUCUUUCGUGAGCGCCAAGAAGCCCUGAAGCACCUGCUGCCCCUCGGGUCCUACCUCCUGAAGCCAGUGCAGCGGAUCCUCAAGUACCAUCUCCUCCUGCACGAAAUAGAAACUCACCUGGACAAGGACACGGAGGGCUACGAGGUGGUGCUGGAGGCGAUCGACACGAUGCAGCGCGUGGCCUGGCACAUCAAUGACAUGAAGCGGAAGCACGAGCACGCCGUCCGGCUGCAGGAGAUCCAGAGCUUGCUCACCAACUGGAAGGGCCCAGACCUGACCAGCUACGGCGAGCUGGUGCUUGAGGGGACCUUCCGCAUCCAGAGGGCCAAGAACGAGAGGACGCUGUUCCUCCUGGACAAGCUGCUGCUCAUCACCAAGAAGAGAGACGACAUGUUCGCCUACAAAGCUCACAUCCUGUGCGGGAACCUCAUGCUGGUGGAAGUCAUACCCAAGGAGCCCCUCAGCUUCACCGUGUUCCACUACAAGAACCCCAAGCUCCAGCACACCGUUCAGGCGAAAUCCCAGCAAGAUAAGCGCCUCUGGGUCCUGCACCUGAAGAGACUCAUCCUAGAGAACCACGCUGCGAAGAUUCCAGCCAAGGCCAAGCAAGCAAUCCUUGAGAUGGAUUCCAUCCACCACCCAGGAUUCUGUUAUAAUCCUGAGGGAGACACGAAAGCAUUUUGUGGCUCCAAAGAAGGAGCUGCACCAUACCGGCUGAGAAGAAAAUCUGAACCUUCCUCAAGAUCACAUAAAGUUCUGAAGAGCAGUGGAACAGCACAAGACAUCCAGAAGGUCUGCAGAGCGGAAGGCGCGGCGCCGCUGACGCCCGCAGGCCCGGCCCCGACCCCGAGGAGCAGCCAACCCGGCUCGGCCCUCGUCACCCUGCUCCGCGGGGGCGGCACCGUCAGGCACAUCUGGACGGACCACCAGAUCCGGCAGGCCUUGUUCCCCAGCCGCCGGCCGCCCCAGGACAACGAGGACGAGGACGAUGACUACCAGAUGUUCGUGCCGUCCUUCUCCUCCACCGACCUCCACUCGGCCAGGCUGGGGGAGGAGAGCACGGCCAGCCGCCCGUGCAGCUGGCAUCUGGGGCAGAUGGAGUACGCCGAGACCCCGGGCUCCGCUCACAGGGCCGUCCGGCGGGCCAGCAGUGCCGGGGAGAGCAACACGUGUCCCCCCGAGGUAAGAAUUCGGGAGAGCGACAGCUGCCAGUGCGGCCCCCAGGGGGGCCUGCAGGAUGGCCCUCGGCGCGCAGGACCGGAAGCGAUGGGGACCCCCUUCGGGUCAUCCAUCGAGCUGACGAUUGACGACAUCGACCACGUCUAUGACAACAUCAGUUAUGAAGACCUGAAGCUGAUCGUGGCUCAGAGGGGAGAAGCCGAAUGCACUCCCCCCAGACCGGCCAGGGACUCCCUGCGCCCUAAGAGCACCCCGGAGCUAACCUUCUCCAAGAAGCACGCCGACCACAGAACCCAGAGAGGAGGCGCCCCUCGGCAGCCCGCGCCGGAGGAGGAGAGGGAGGAGAACGUGUACGACACCAUAGGCCUCCCGGCCCCCCCGGUGCAGGACCCCACGGGCAGCAGCCUCAAGAGACCCAAGAGGGGCUCGUUCCUGGGGCUGGAGGCGGACUUUGCCUGCUGUGACAGCCUGAGGCCCUUUGUCUCCCAGGAUAGCCUCCAGUUCAGCGAGGAUGGCGCCCCGUACCCUCAGGGGCCCCCCGAGGAGAGCCACUACUUGAGUUUCCUCUACAGCUCUCCUCCGUGCGACUUGUCCGCGGCCGAUAAAGCUCUGUCCGACAAACUGUCGGAAGAAGUGGAUGAAAUCUGGAACGAUCUGGAGAACUACAUCAAGAAAAACGAGGACAAAGCGAGAGACCGGCUCCUCGCCGCGUUUCCCGUGAGCAAGGAUGACGUGCAGGACAGCCCGCACGCGGAGAGCACCCCUAAACCGAGCAGAGAGACGGGGCGUCCGCCAUCUGCCCUGUCCCUUCCCGAGAGCCAGGCCGCUCGGUCUCCUGGGAAGAGCAGGGCUGCCAGGAGUAGCCGGGCCGAGUGCUCCCUGCAGGAAGAGCACAUCUGCGGAGAAGGCUCCUUGGCGAGCCUCAGUCGCCUGUCUCUGGCCAGCGACAUGCCCCUGGUGGACAGCGCCUACGACCUGGCCAGCGGCAGCCUCCCCCACACAGACACGGACACCCCUGACCCUGGGGUGGAUGCCACGGAUAAGACCAAGAGCAGGGUCUUCCUGAUGGCGAGACAGUACAGCCAGAAGAUCAAGAAGGCCAAUCAGCUUUUGAAAGUGAGGAAUGCAGAUGUGGAGCAGCCGCUGGCCGGCCAGCCUCACAAGCCCGUGCACAAAGACCUGGCCGCCAUCUUGGAAGAGAAGAGGCAAGGAGGGCCCGCCAUUGGUGCCCGGAUCGCUGAAUAUUCCCAACUGUAUGACCAAAUUGUGUUCAGGGAGACCCCCCUGAAGACUCAGAAAGAUGGCUGGCCUGCCACACAAGAAACACCCCUUCUCCGGGCCUCGUCCCCAGCCCAGACCCAGCGUGGAGGUGAAGACUGGCUGUGGAAUUCCACCUACAGCAACGGAGAGCUAGCCGAUUUCUCUCCCCGGCCAGAACAAGACUUGAGAUCCAAGUACCCCACGUUAGAGAUGAGUUCCACCAGGACCCCCGGGCAGCUGUCGGCAGCCUGCUCCGUGCCUUCUCUUCAGGUCUCCGACCCUCUGCUGGGCUCCGCGCAGAGAUGCAGUGUGGUGGUAAGACAGCCCCACAAGGAGAAUUCGUGUCAGGAGCAGCUUUACAACUCCCUGGGGCGGAAGGGCCUGGGGAAACCUCAACCUUACAGCCGGUCCCACUCUUCUUCAUCCAUCCUGAUCAACAAAUCCCUGGACUCCAUCAACUACCCCGGAGACAUGGAAAAGAAGCAGCUGCUGUCAGGACACCAAAGUUCCAGGUGCGAGAGUCACCGGGACUCGCUGCCCGGUGGGGCAGACAACGGCUCACAGGAUGGUGACAAAGGCCCUGAUCUCACGCUGCAAGACUCUCAGAAAGUUCUAGUCGUGAAUAGAAACUUACCCUUCCACGCCCAAAUGGCAGCCCAGAACUAUUUUUCCAAUUUCAAAGAGAUCGAAGGUGAUGAAGAUGAUUACGUAGAAAUCAAAUCAGAGGAAGACGAGGUGGAGCUGGAGCUGGAGCUGGAGCUGGCCCGGAGCCGCAGGAGGAAAUCUGACAAGUCUUCAGGUGCUGACUUUGCUGACGAUGUCAGUGGGGACAGAGCCCGCCCAGCAACUACUCCAUGCCCCCCCAAAGAGCCAAUAAACAGCAAACUUGGGCUGUCACCGUAUCUGACAGCGUAUGAUGACUCCGACAAACUGAACGGCUAUCUUUGGAGGGGGCCAUCGCCCAAUCAGCAAAAUAUUGUCCAGUCUCUAAGGGAAAAAUUUCAAUGUCUCAGUUCAAGCAGCUUUGCCUAGUAUGGGCUGGAAAAGGAGCUGCCUGAAUGAACUCCUUCUUAGGCUCAGAAGUUACAGAUACUCAUGAGAUGUUUUAUAAUGCACCAGAUCCAAACGAUUUUAUAAUAACUACAGGUGUAAAAAAUAAAAAUAAAACACACUUUCUUUGACAGCACAUUUUGAACUGCUGAUCCUAUAGCCAGGACUGGACUUUAGCAAAUCUAAGCAGAUUAGCAAUGUCUUUUCCCCAAGACACUCAUCCUCAUGUUUCAUGUAUGUCAAUCUUGCUUGAAAUUUUUUAGGCUUUAAAAACCAACAACACCACAAUAGACAUGCCAAUAUUCCCAUACUUGAAGAAAAGAAAGAGCAUUCAUUCCCAUGUUACCUAAGAGUUUCAUCCUCGAACUCAGAGGCAGCAAGGAGACGUACUUGUUUUAGAAAGAAAAGGAAACUAAAGCCGUUCAAAAGAAUGCUGCUUACACUAGAGAUUUUUGUUACAUUUGUGGCAAGCCCCUGGAAUGUAGCCUCCCAUAACCUAUUUUAAAUAUUACUGUAGCAUUUCAUUCCCAUGAAGAAACUGGGUGAUGCAUAAAAAUUAAAAUGUCGCACUUGGACCAAUUUGCUGUAAGCAAAAGUCUUGGCAUUCUGGGACAACAACCCAGGAAUGGACCCCCCUACACAUUAUGUUGGUUAUGUGAAUCCUGGGGUGAAAUGAAGGAUCCUGUUCACGUUUUAAAACUCAGUUCAGUAAGAGGCACAUUGAUGUCACUAUUAGAAAAGAUGGGGAGAUUGCUGGGAACACCUUGAUUAUCUCUGCAAAGAACUGAAAGAGAAAACCCCCAAACAAGCCAAGCAGUGGUA